UCUGCUUCUGCCUGUUGCUCCUCCCGCCAGUUCAGGAGGAGCCAUGGGGAGCUGGGCCUGGGUCCCCAGCCCCUGCCCCCUACCUGGGCUGCCCCUGCUGCUGCUGCUGCUGCUGGUGCCUCGCGGGGCUCAGCCCCAGGUGGGCAGGAACCAAACGGAACCCCCAGAACAAAGUACCACAGUGACUUCUGAGACUCCUAUCAUCCCUGUAACCUCGGGGACCCCCAGAAUCCCAGCCAUGAGAGCUCCAAAGGCAGAGGGACCCCAUGGUGGGGAGCUUAGCCCGUUGUCCAGGGCAGCCCCCUCCAACAGCAGCCCUGGGGGCACAGCAGUGCUCACCGAGGCCGGGCAGCCCUGCAGGUUCCCCUUCCGCUACGGCGGCCGCAUGCUCCACUCCUGCACUUCGGAGGGAAGUGCCCACAGGAAGUGGUGUGCCACGACUCACAACUAUGACCGGGACAGGGCCUGGGGCUAUUGUGUGCAGACCUCCCCGCCGCGGGAGGGCCCAGCUACCCUGGACCCCUGUGCCUCUGUCCCCUGUCUUAACGGGGGCUUGUGCUCGAGCACCCAGGGCCCUGAGUCGUACCACUGCACCUGCCCCGUGGCCUUCACGGGCAAGGACUGUGGCACGGAGAAAUGCUUUGAUGAAAGCCACCAUGAGUACCUGGAGGAAGGCGAUCGCUGGGCCCACGUGCACCAGGGCCGAGUGGAACAGUGCACGUGUGCGGGGGGCCAGGUUCGGUGCGAGGGCUCCCGCCACACAGCUUGCCUGAGCAGCCCAUGCUUGAAUGGGGGCACCUGCCACCUGAUUGUGGCCACCGGGACCACCGUGUGUGCCUGCCCCCCGGGCCACACCGGGCGGCUCUGUGACAUUGCGCCCGCCCAGCACUGCUUCCGGGGGAGCGGCACCGACUACCGAGGCGUGGCAGGCACGGCAGCCUCGGGCCUCAGCUGCCUGGCCUGGAACUCCGACCUGCUCUACCAGGAGCUGCACGCGGACUCCGUGGGCGCCGCGGCCCUGCUCGGCCUGGGUCCCCACGCUUACUGCCGGAACCCAGACAAGGACGAGAGGCCCUGGUGCUACGUGGUGAAGGACAGCACGCUCUCCUGGGAGUACUGCCGCCUGGCCGCCUGCGAAUCCCUGGCCAGAAUUCAACCCCCGCCCCCUGAGAUCUUGCUGUCUGAGCCCCCCGUAGCUGGAUCAGCUGGACGCCAGACCUGCGGCAAGAGACACAAGAAGAGGAGCUUCCUGCGGCCACGCAUCAUUGGCGGCUCAGCCUCGCUGCCCGGCUCGCACCCCUGGCUGGCCGCCAUCUACGUCGGGAACAGCUUCUGUGCCGGGAGCCUUGUCCACACCUGCUGGGUGGUGUCUGCAGCCCACUGCUUUUCCAACAGCCCCCCCAGGGACAGCAUCUCCGUGGUCCUGGGCCAACACUUCUUCAACCACACGACUGACGUGACACAGACGUUUGGCAUAGAGAAGUACAUCCCAUACCCCCUGUACUCAGUGUUCAACCCCAGUGACCAUGACCUUGUCCUGAUCCGGCUGGAGAAGAAGGGGGAACGCUGUGCUGUCCGUUCCCAGUUCGUCCAGCCCAUCUGCCUCCCUGAGCCCGGCAGCUCCUUCCCGGCUGGACACAAGUGCCAGAUUGCAGGCUGGGGCCACCAGGAUGAGAACGUGAGCGGCUACUCCAGCUCGCUGCGGGAGGCGCUGGUCCCCUUGGUCGCUGACCACAAGUGCAGCAGCCCUGAAGUAUAUGGGGCAGACAUCAGCCCCAACAUGCUGUGCGCCGGAUACUUCGACUGCAGGUCGGAUGCCUGCCAGGGUUCUCCCAAGCGCACUUAGUCGAUCAGCUGAUCCCAGCAGCUCAUUUAUCAAGCACUCCUCCAGGGGCUGCAUGUCAAUGCUGAGAGAGAGAAGCUGCUUUACUCCCCAUCUUAUAGGUGGGGAAACUGAGGCCAGGCCCAGAGGGGUCUGCUCACUCUUCCCAGGUCAUACAGCCCAGAAGUGGCAAGGAGUAGGGUACACCCCACCCCUUGAACCACGUGGUACAGCAAGUGCCCUUGGGGGGAAGUCAAGGAUGGCUUCACAGAGGAGGAGGCGUUUGCACGUGUCCUGAGGGGUGAAUAGUGUCCCAGGGGCUGAGGAGAGCAUUUCAAGUGGAGAGUAAGUAGCCUGUGCUGGAACCCAGGGCCACCUCGUCUCUGUGGGGUGCAUGCUGCUGGGUGGUGAGGGGAGCCAGACUGAGGAAGACGUUGCUGGUCAUGGAAGCAGGAGGGAGCCACCGCAGGACUUUAGAAAUGGGAAUGACUGGUCAGACGCUGUCACAGCAUCCUGGGAAUGGGAGGACUUCCUGUCUAUGAGGCUGGGGGAAGGUGGGGCAGGCCCCUUCCUUGGAAUACCUAUGUCAUCUGUCCCCCAAGCUGUCAGGAGGCCACCUUGUCAGCUGCCAGGGAGUCUGUCACAGGGGAGCGUCUGACUCUUCUGCGCCCUUGACUCCUCUGGGGGCAUUUUCGGGGUCGGGGUGAGGGAGGCU
Vicugna pacos (alpaca) is the source of this 2537-nucleotide messenger RNA. NCBI's taxonomy places the organism in Eukaryota, Metazoa, Chordata, Mammalia, Artiodactyla, Camelidae. The record is from RefSeq and is a predicted model, not a curated record.